AUGAAUCCUCUGCUGAUCCUCGCCUUCCUGGGAGCUGCUGUUGCUUUCCCCGCUGACGAUGAUGACAAGAUCGUCGGGGGAUACACCUGUCAGGAGAACUCUGUUCCCUACCAGGUGUCCCUGAAUGCCGGCUACCACUUCUGUGGAGGCUCCCUCAUCAAUGACCAGUGGGUGGUGUCUGCUGCUCACUGCUUCAAGUCGGCCCUAGAAACAGCAGAUCCUGGUCAGGGAGGCCUGAGAACAGUUCUCACUGUGCUCCCUCUCUGCAGCCGCAUCCAGGUGCGUCUUGGAGAGCACAACAUCAAGGUCCAGGAGGGCAAUGAGCAGUUCAUUAACUCUGUGAAGGUCAUCCGCCACCCCCGCUAUGACAGCUGGACCCUGGACAAUGACAUCAUGCUGAUCAAGCUCUCCUCCCCAGCAGUCCUCAGUUCCCGUGUAUCUGCCAUUGCCCUGCCCUCCUCCUGUGCCCCUGCUGGCACUCAGUGUCUCAUCUCUGGCUGGGGCAACACCCUCAGCUCUGGAGUCAACAACCCUGAGCUGCUGCAGUGCCUGGAUGCUCCCCUGCUGAGCCAAGCCCAGUGUGAGGCUUCCUACCCUGGACAGAUCACUGAGAACAUGGUGUGCGCUGGCUUCCUGGAGGGAGGCAAGGACUCCUGCCAGGGUGACUCUGGUGGCCCCGUGGUGUGCAAUGGAGAGCUCCAGGGAGUUGUCUCCUGGGGCUAUGGCUGUGCCCAGAAGAACAAGCCUGGAGUCUACACCCGGGUGUGCAACUUUGUGGACUGGAUUGAGGAGACCAUGGCUGCCAACUAA
This is a messenger RNA of Suncus etruscus (white-toothed pygmy shrew), 810 nucleotides long. Its product is annotated as anionic trypsin-like. The transcript is spliced from 5 exons. Lineage: Eukaryota; Metazoa; Chordata; Mammalia; Eulipotyphla; Soricidae. Gene Ontology annotation, biological process: proteolysis. Gene Ontology annotation, molecular function: serine-type endopeptidase activity. The coding region runs from base 1 to 810 and encodes 269 amino acids. The record is from RefSeq and is a predicted model, not a curated record.